CGGGUAGGUGGGGCGGACAGCCGUCAAAAUAUCAGCACCUCUCCUCCUCCUCCACGCUUUCAAACUAUAUGUUGCUGGUCAUCAACAAUACAACACUCAGAAACAAGCUGGAAGCCAGUUGCUAAGUAAAGCCUGAACUUACAAACACAGAUUUCUCCAGAGAUCAUUCAUUUGAUCAUCAUGACUGGAACAGCAGUGGUUCUGAUGAGCCUGGUCCUCAUCCUCUCUGUGGGUGCAGAGGAUAAAUCAAGACUCUACCGCAGGCCUGCAUGUGGAGGCUUGAGCGUCAAUCAAGCAUGCCCUCUCAACUACUCUCCCGUAUGUGGUAAUGAUGGCAUCACAUACGUCAAUGAAUGCACCCUGUGCGUGCAGAGAAUGCACACUAAUGCAGACAUUUUGAUUGUGAAAGAAGGCCGCUGCUGAGGUGGAGGACCUUGUGAUAUCAUCACUUUGGUUUUCAUAUCUAUGUUUGUUUAAGAGUGUUGUUUGCUAUACUCACCAGAGAAUGACAUCGGUAUACCUAUAAACAGCAAAUGUGUGAACACCUACAAAAACACUAGACCUAAACAACAAGUACUACAACAAAUGUGUAAGUUUUAUUACAGCUGGGUGACUUUGAGUGAAUAGUGCAGAGUGUUUGAUUUUCUAUCAAGUCAGUUGGGUUUUUUGACACUAUCCUGUUUAUCUUUAUAUUUCUUACUAUAUAUAAUUUAAAUUUCUAAAGUGCACAUAGGAACUGCUUUGAGUGCAAUGUUUUAGGAGUGAAGUUUUGGAGUUACAGCUUGUUUUUUUCUAAAUAGCUUUAAAAAAUCGAACAAAAAUAGAAAUGUAAGCUGCAGGAAGACUAUUUAUACUUUGAUUUUACAUUUUAUUUUGCUAAUAAAAUAAACAUAC
Labeo rohita (rohu) is the source of this 894-nucleotide messenger RNA. RefSeq names its product probable pancreatic secretory proteinase inhibitor. Lineage: Eukaryota; Metazoa; Chordata; Actinopteri; Cypriniformes; Cyprinidae. Gene Ontology annotation, molecular function: protein binding; serine-type endopeptidase inhibitor activity. The coding region runs from base 181 to 423 and encodes 80 amino acids. The record is from RefSeq and is a predicted model, not a curated record. The transcript is spliced from 4 exons.